Messenger RNA from Phragmites australis (common reed), 3011 nucleotides. RefSeq names its product protein Rf1, mitochondrial-like. The transcript has a single exon. Lineage: Eukaryota; Viridiplantae; Streptophyta; Magnoliopsida; Poales; Poaceae. The record is from RefSeq and is a predicted model, not a curated record. Gene Ontology annotation, molecular function: protein binding.
UCAUCCGGUCGCGGCUCGGUGUCUCAGCCUGCGCGCCCGCGACCCCUGGCCACUCGCCGGCUCCACGCCCAGCCCCGCAUCGUCCAGUCUCGUCUUUGCCCCUGGCCGUGCGCCGCUUGGUUCCUCCGUGCUCAUUGCGCCGCUGGCGCGCACCAUGCUCUGCUCCAGUCCGCGCGAGCUGCAUUUCCCGCCUAACCGGCGGCGCUAGCCGUAGCACCCACCGCCGGCGCCGGACAUGUCGAGCCGGCUGCGACCCAGCCGCGACCCGUGGUCGAAGGAGGUCAAGCGUGCGAUCGUAGAGCGCCUCAGCUCGGAAAGCCUAGGUCCCGAGGACGCACUCUAGCUGUGCAAUGAGUUGGUCCCAUCGACGCCGGAGCAGUCCCCAGCACCACCCGCCGUGUCCGCCCCGCCGGACAUUCCUUCCCGGAGGCGCGCUGGCCGUCGCCCUUUCUGGGAGCUGGGGCGGAUCAUAGGAGAGCGGUACCGCUCGGGAACGCUCGGCCCCGAUGAAGCACUCCACCUGUUCGACGAAUUGCUCCCGCAAGCCACGCCCGGCUCGGUUUACGCCCUCAACCAACUGCUCGGUGUCGUCGCUCGCGCGCGGGCGGACUCCUCCGUGCGUUGAGGCCCAGUGCUCGCCGUAUCCCUCUUCAAUCGCAUGACCAGAGCCGGGGCCAAGAAGGUAGCUCCCGACAUAUACACCUACGGCAUCCUCAUCGGCUGCUGCUGUGACGCGGGCCGCUUGGACCUCGGCUUCACGGCAUUCGGUCAAAUCCUUAAGGCGGGAUUGAAGCUGAAUGCCACCACCUUCAAUCAACUGCUCAAUGGCCUCUGUUCUGAGAAGAGAACGAACGACGCAAUGGACAUUGUGCUUCGGCGAAUGCCGGAGCUUUGCUGCACGCCCGAUGUCGUCUCUUACAACAUUCUCAUCAAGGGGCUCUGCGACGAGAAUAAGAGUCAAGAGGCUCUCGAGCUGCUGGAGAUGAUGGCUGAUGAUGGAGGCAAAGGCAAAUGCCCACCAAAUGUGGUGUCGUAUACCAUUGUCAUCAAUGGCUUCUUUAAAGAGGGUGAGGUGGGGAAAGCUUACAACCUGUUUCGAGAAAUGCUGGAUCAUGGGAUUUCCCCAGAUGUUGUGACUUUUAACUCCGUGAUUAAUGGACAAUGCAAGGCUCAAGCAAUGGACAGGGCUGAGGAGGUCCUACAACAGAUGUUGGAUAAAGGUGUUAAGCCGUGCUGCACUACAUAUAAUAGUCUAAUUCAUGGAUAUUGCUCUUCAGGGCAGUUGAAAGAGGCGAUUAGAAUGCUCAAAGAAAUGUCCAGAGAUGGUCACAGACCAGAUGUUGUUACUUAUAAUUUGCUGAUGGACCAUCUUUGCAAGAAUGGAAGAUGCACAGAAGCUAGGAAGAUUUUUGAUUCUAUGGUCCAGAGGGGUGAAAGACCUACUGUUGCCACCUACAACAUUCUGCUUAAUGGGUAUGCUACCAAAGGAGCUCAUGUUGAUAUGUGUGAUCUCCUAGAUUUGAUGGUUCGAGAUGGUAUUGCCCCCAGUCAUCAUGUCUUCAACAUACUAAUAUGUGCAUAUACUAAACAUCAAAUGGUCGAUGAGGCAAUGCUUAUAUUUACAACAAUGCAUCAGCAAGGAAUUAACCCAAAUGUAGUCAACUAUGCCUCGGUAAUAGACGGGCUUUGCAAGAUAGGCAGAGUGGAUGAUGCUAUGUCACAAUUCGAUCAGAUGAUUAAUGAAGGAUUGACUCCUGACAUCAUUGUAUUUACCACCCUGAUUCAUGGUCUGUGUACAUGUGGAAGAUGGGAGAAGGCUGAAGAAUUAGCUUUUGAAAUGAUUAAUGUAGGCAUCCAUCUUGAUGCCAUGUUUUUCAACACAAUAAUGGGUAACCUAUGCCAAGAAGGAAGGGUUAUGGAAGCCCAACAUUUCUUUGAUCUGAUGGUAUGUAUAGGUGUGAAGCCCGAUGUUGUUUUGUAUAAUACACUGAUAGAUGGAUAUUGCUUUGAUGGUAAGAUGGAUGAAGCGACUAAGCUACUUGCUGGUAUGGUCUCCAUUGGCUUGAAACCUGACGAUGUUACCUAUAAUACUUUUCUUAACGGAUACUGUAAGAAUGGAAGGAUAGAUGAUGGGUUAGCUCUUUUCAGUGAAAUGUUGAGCAAGGAUGUGGAACCUGAUUAUAUUGCAUAUAACAUAAUACUGCAAGGGUUAUUUCAGACUGGAAGGACUGCUGCUGCAAAGGAACUCUACAUCAGAAUGGUUGACAGUGGAAUACAAUUGAAAGUUGACACAUACAACAUAGUUUUUGGAGGACUCUGUGAAAAUUGAUGCACUGAUGAAGCGCUGAGAAUGUUUCAGAGCCUGUGCUCAAAAGAAAUUCAGCUUGAGGUUAGGACUUUCAAUAUUAUGAUUAGUGCCUUGCUGAAAGUUGGCAGGAAGGACGAAGCGAAGGGUCUGUUUUCUUCUAUCUCAUCCAAUGGUCUAGCGCCUGAUGUAGUAACUUACGGCUUAAUGAUAGAAAGUCAUAUAGAAGAAGGGUUGCUACAGGAGGCCGAUGGUCUGUUUCUGUCUAUGGAGAAGAAUGGCUGCACUGCCGACUGCCGUAUGCUAAAUGCUGUAGUUAGAAGGCUACUUCAGAAAGGGGAGGUGAGAAGGGCUGGAGCCUACCUCACCGAAAUUGAUGAGAAGAACUUCUCCCUUGAUGCUUCCACAGCCUCCUUGCUGGUUUCUAUUUUUUCAAGGGGGAAAUAUCAGAAAUAUGUGAAGUUACUUCCUGAAAAAUAUCACUUUGUUGUGGAACCAAGGGAUGAUUGAGACCUUUUCGCAGUUAUAUGGGGCUAACUAGACAUUAAAGGCUGCUAACUAAGAUUUGGUGUUCUCUUUUUGCAAGGUAUGUAGGUUACCUCUCCCAAGCUUUAUGGAGUUACAUUGCAUCUGAACCAGAGAAGCGAUAACUGUCUUAAAACUGAUUUUCAUUUAACAUUUAUCCAAUGGGUUGAGGUGUGCCAAA